AUGAACAAGCCGCCGCCGAGGCAAAGGGAAUCUCCUUGGACACGGACGGCACAGACUACCAGGCUCCAAGUAGGGGAGCGAACUACGGCUACUGUGAAGUUACUAGGACUUACACGAGCAGCGCUCCUAGACACUGGAUCACAGAUAAGCAUAAUACCGCUCGAAAUGCUGCGAGCAGGCCAAGCAUCUGGUUUCAAUCUCGACGAAGACGUUGAGCAAUUUCCGUUGGAAAACCAAGCACCAAUCUUGGAUGCUUCUGGCAACAAAAUGCAGUUCGAGGGAGCAGUGAGGUUGACGUUGGAACUCGAGGAAGGCGAGAAGCGUCGAGUUGCGUUGUUCGUAAAGGCUGGAGGAGACGACACACUAGUUUUGGGAACUAACGCCCUGCGAGCUCUCGGAGUCAGCCUAAUUACGAAGGGUACAAAGGGUCAUACCCACAAGCAACACCUCGGGCCAGCACAAUCCAGCCCCAUCGAGGAAAAACUCAGGCGCAAUACGCGCACAAAACGGAAGAAAUUGCCGACUAGUGAACGAGUCGUUGUCAGCAAACGAACAUACCUUCGACCAGGAGAAACAAAAUUGCUUCCUGUGCAGUGUACUGAAUCCGGGAAAGAAGGGAUUCUCUGGUCAAAAUGCAGUUUAGUACCGAAUAUUAUUUGUCACAAGGCAAGCCACUCCCUGGAAAUCCCCUCACCAACGACUUUGCAGGAGCAAAAAUUUUUCGGGAGGGGGAGGAGGACUCUGCUCGGCGUCGACAAUGUGCUCAAUCUACGCUACAGAUGUCAGUGCGGGCUGUUCGGUCAGAUGGCCCACGUAGCCCUACCAGGAUUGACGCACCCAAUAGCUAGAGCCAAGAAGGUCCAAGACAUGUUUCAGCUCGCGAAUGUUGCGUCGAUCGCGGAGCAGGCAUGUUGGGGUGAAGAGCGAAAGGAAGAGGAGCUCCGCAAGAAGAGCUCGUGCUUCAUCACACCCUAUGGACUGGCCCUAGCAGUUGAUGCUCAUCGACGACGUUGUCAGGUGUACGCGGAAGCCGUGGAGAACGCCAAAGGAAAAAAGUUCGAUCAUCCUGCGGUAUUCUCCUGGCCAGUGCCGUACGAUUUGGGAGCACACCUUACCACCGCAAUCGCUCUGCAGGGAAAACUGCGCAUUCCUGGCGCAACAACGGCCGCUAAACUGGAGAUUUUCAUCGCGCUGCCUUCAGCUUUUGGUCGUGUGGGCGUCGAUGUCGACUACGCAGAUAACAUCACACCAUACGUCUAUGCAAAUUGGAGUGCCCUUGCCGAGAAGCUGAUCUCCAUGCCUAUUGUCACAUCCAUCAUCGUGGUAUGGCCGGACACUACGCCAGAGAGCAGAGAAAUGCGCCAAGUUUUGAUCGCACUUGAGCGCCACCUGCAGUCGGCAGGCUCACUUGCGUUCUUCCCGAGCCCGUAUGAGGACGACAACGAAACGGAAUGGACUCAUAUGGGAAGGGUAUGCGCAGAAUACGUGCGUUUCAUGACAAACCCUCAACGCUCGUUUGAAGCCAUUGUGAGGGAUCACUACAGCGACGUCCUGGAAGCGGCGCCAUAUACCCACCCUGCCGGAUGUAUGGGAACACAUCCGCGUCGCGCUCAGGGUCAAUUCGGUGGCUAUCAGAUAAGGCUGUUCUUGGAUAAGCUCCGCCUCACCGUCAAUGAUCUGAUCAAGAUGGAUGAAUUUGAGAUGGCCUCACCCGAACUCAGGGACCGUCGACACCAGGAGAGGCUCCUCAAACGUCGACGUCGACAAGAGGAAAGGAUGCCGAACUUCUUCGUCAUCGAGGAUCCCGAACGUGUUCGCCACCACCGGUCGCUCACAUUCCGCAGACCAUCGGACAGGGACAGGCCCACGUCGAGACACUAUUCGCCACCUGAGAGGAGUCGUCGCAGAUCUCAACACCUACACGAAUCGCGAAGACACGACCGCGGACAAGGACCAAGCUCUACCCGUCGAUCGUCGUACCAGCGUGUUGAUUCCCCGCGUCGCAGACACUCCCCUCGUCGUAGCGGAUCGCAGAGGAAAUAG
This is a messenger RNA of Ostertagia ostertagi, 2043 nucleotides long. The record is from the annotation of a GenBank genome assembly. NCBI's taxonomy places the organism in Eukaryota, Metazoa, Nematoda, Chromadorea, Rhabditida, Trichostrongylidae.